AAGAAGAGGAUGCUGAGUAUAGAGAUAUUGUCCUCCCUAGAGCCAGCACUCUUCCAGGCAUGGCUUAUGGAUGAUACCUUCUGCAAAAGGCCCUUCCUAAAUGCCACCUGAGUCUAAUCUUCCUCCAAGAACUUGGUGCAUUCAUGAUCAUUCGAUAAGGGUCCAUUUAGUACGUUCCAAUUAUCCAUGGAGAAGGAGUGUGACUGGACUGGGAUCAAAUUCAGUCCUGAUGGGAAGACGAUUCUCACGUCUACAAAUGGAUCAGUUAUCAGACUUGUGGAUGCUUUCCAGGGAACGGCGCUCAAAACCUUUGCCGGACAUCUGAACAACAAAGGCAUUCCCUUAGAGGCGUCCUUUAGCCCCGAUUCACAGUUUAUUUUCAGUGGGUCGACUGAUGGUAGAGUCCAUGUGUGGAAUGCGGAAACAGGCUACAAGGUUUGUGUGCUGAAUGCUGACCAUACUGGGCCUGUUCAGUGUGUUCAGUUCAACCCUAAAUACAUGAUGUUGGCGUCAGGAUGCACAAACAUGGCCUUCUGGUUACCAUCCCUAGACGACAUGUGAAGAGACAAGCAUGAAUGCUAGGAAAGACCCGUGAGAUGAAGUGAAAGAGGAAACAUGAGUUCAUCAGUUCAUCAAUGUUCUUUUGAUGUAUAACUUUCAAGUCAAAUGAACCAAAGAUUGAAAAAGAAGACAGAAGAAAGAAAGAAAGAAAGAAAGAAAGAGAAAGAAAGAAGAAAGAAAGAAAGAAAGAAAGAAAGAAAAAGAAGAGAGGAAAAAUAUGUUCACUUUGUCAGCUCUUAAGAAAACAAUGAAAAAGAAAAAAUAAGAGAAAGAGAAAGUCUGUGUUAAAGAUCUGAGACACUGUAUUUUGGGUCCAAUUCUUAGAGCUGUAUGUAACUAAGGCUUUGAAAAGAAAGCCAUAAUUCUGUUAUUGUUUUUUAUUAUUUUUUCCUUUUUUAUUAAUGCUGUCUAAGUGAGAGGAAAUGUUCAACUGAGUUGGAUCUUAAAAGAAAUUCUGUUCUCAAAUUUAGACUAUUUUGAGAACUUGACCAGAAAAUGCAGAUUUUUUGUGUGUGUGAUCCCUAUUACAUGUCAGCCUUGCUUGAGCAUACCUCAGUAUGAUAUGUAUUGACAAAUUUACACAGUAGUUUUUCUUUGUGAUGAUAGUGGUUUUAUGAUGGCGAAUAGACGACACCAUCGGAUGUGGUUAUUUGUAAUGAUGUUUUACUGAAACAAUAAAAAGAGAGACAGCAAAUUGAUGAAAGGAAGUGGAAGUUAUACAUUGAUUUCAUAUUAUGAGUUCAGGUGUUAUCAAAGUUAUUUGUAUCAUGUAAAGCAGUCAUUAAGAAAAUGUAGCAUGAUAAAAGCUAGCUUCUUACUGUUAAGAUUAUAAUUAACUUUGAUGAAAUUCCUGUAACAGUAACUGAAACUCUACCUUUUUUUUCUUUUCUUUUCUUUUUAUCUGGAACUAAACAAUUUGUUAAAAUUGAUUUUAGUAAAAGACCUCAAGAAAUCAUUUUAGUUCUUAAUUGGUGUCUCGCAUGUGAUUUUCUCCAGGCAGAGGUAUUUUCAGGAGGCAUAUUUGUUUUGUACAGUUUGUACAGUUUUAUUGUAUGCUCACAAUGAGAAUUCUAGUUUUAUAUGGAAAGAACUUUUAAACCAAUGAUUAUGUAAGAGCAAUCUACUAUUGAAUGAUGAUUAUAGGUAUUCAUUUCAGAUUUAACACAUGCCCUUUUUCAUGUAUAAUCAAAUGUGAAUUUAGUCAUGGAGAUAAUGUCACCUCUUGCUUCUUUUAUUUCUUUAUUUUUCUGUUUUCUUUAUCAGUCAGCAUAGAUUUAAAUUCAGGACAAGAAACAAGUAGAUGUAGCAGGUGGCUGCUGAAAAUAACGCUGUGGAAUCUAGUAAGGAAACUGUGUUCAGUUUUGUAUGCCAGUGGGUAUCUGCUAAAUCUUAAAAAGGAUACAGUAGACUUUUUGUUUUUCUUUCACACGCCCAUGCUCAUGCACACACAAAUGCUCACUCCACAUGUACCUACAUACAUCUAAACAUGCUUUCUUAGCAUCCACAGGCACAUACAUAUUCACUUACACACAUGCAACAACACACAGGAACAUGCCCAGAGAUCCAUUUACAUACAUGCAUUCCCAUUUCCACGCCAACACACACCCACACCCAUGCUCCCUCUCUUUUCCUCGCUCCAAACCAAGCACAAGCAUAACCACAUCCACCCGCUCACUCUCAUUCUUAAUGUUCAUACUCAUAGACUUGCACUCACUCUCACACAGACACUUAUACAUAUUUGUUGUCUUUACCUUUGACUCUCUCCUCUGCAUGUUGAGGUCCUAACAGAAGUAUUCCCCCCAACGAUCAGUCAUUAUUUUGGUGCAAAGUGUAUUAUAGAAAAGUUUAGUCAUGCAAGAACUUGCCCUCUGUACCUUGGAAUUUUUUUAUUUUUUUAUUUUUUCAUUUUUUUUAAUGCUCUGAAUUGGAAUAAAUGUGUGAAGGUUUGAUACCUUCCUGUUAUUUUUAUGUAGACAGUGUGUGUCUCAAUGAAAACAUUUCCCCUUUUGGAUCAUGUUGAUGUUUAUAGGUAAUGAUGCAACUUCAACAAGCAUUCCAGGUACAUUGUGGAGGGCUGUCUUUUCUUUUUUCAAGUGAUUUCCUCAUUAUCUUUUUUAUUUUGAAAGUUGCUCCUUUAAGGUGUGUUCAUUUUUGGAACAUGGAAGCGGGAGAAACUUUUAUAUUUAAGCAUUGAAGUGUAAUAAAGGAGCAGCUUUACUUUUCUGUAGCGAUUAUGUUUGGUGUUCAGUCACUAACAUUUCUUUAAAUAUCUUUGUGAUUCUCAACACUUGCUUUUUUUUUUUUUUUUUUUUUUUUGUAAAAUAUCUUUGGAAGAUUAAAAAAAACAAACAUGAAAAAAUAUAGAGAAAUGGAUGAGCAUUGGAGGAAAAUCAUUACUUCACAUAAAAAAGAAUGUUGUGCUUCGAAAUUGUGCAAACUGAGGAUGUGUACCCACCGAUUUCUAAUGUGAUACUAAAAGCAAAUUUUCCUAGAAAAUUAUUGAGAAAAGAAAAAAAUAACUCUCCAAAUGCUCCUGUUUAGUUACCUUGCACUUUGUCAUUAGGACUUAAAUAGUCAGUAGAAUAUGAACUUUUUUUUUUUCAAUUGUCAUUACUUUUUAAAUUUUUUUAACAAAUUUUUACUUUUUAUUUUAUUUCAUUUUUUUACAUAGAAGAAAAAGAAACUUUUGUAGAUUUAAAUCAGACAUCUCUAUCUCAGCAAUAGCUAGAAUAAGAUUUAGUGGACAAAUUGAAUACAUAAUCUCAGGUCUCGCUGGUGUUGUACGAUGCAGUUUUUAAAUGUUUUAUUUUGACCGAUGAACCUUACACAGAGUAGAACGCUCUGGUAUUACUACUUCAGAAAAGUGAAUUCUCUUCCUCAGACGGUAGUUAUCGUAACCCGGUUAAGCUCCUGUUAUAUUUAUGCUUUCAUAAUACAAUGGAUUGUAUGUAAGUAAUUUGAAGUUUUAUGUCUACCUAAAUGAAAUAAUUUGAAGAAGGGAGUGAAAAAUGGUGAAGCUUUGUACUGCAAUACAACGUUAUUGGUGGAAAAUUUUAGAGUUGACUGUGUUUCCUCUUACUGACUCUCGCAUAAUAAAAAAAAAAAAGUUAUAGCAUUCUGCGGGAAGAAAUGAAUUCUGAAUGGGUCAGAUUGAAUAAUGGUUAGUAUAUCUAAUGGAAGAAUUUUGGAGGAAAUACAAAAAGUCAGCCAAAAUACAUGGUUUCGUUAUCUCCAAAUGAUGGUUAUCAGGAGGAGGAGAGUCUUUGAAAAUGGCAUGCCUACAAGCUCUUUUAUAAAUACAGAUACAAUUAUGCCAUUUCUCAGGCAGUGUCAACUGGAAGACAGUCCACAGUUAUGUCUCAUUAUAUUUCUUUGGAUGAGUUACAGAAAAGGUUGGAAAAUCAGUUUAUUUUGGAAAAUGAAUGUGUAGUGAAAGAGAUGCUAAAGGAACAUGUAAGUUGAUCUCAUGUAUUUAGAUUUAUUUUAAGUGUCGGUGAUAGUUCUGCAACGCCUUUACUUGACCUUUUCUUUAGUUGUCCUUUGUGAAUGAAGAAAUUAAAGGUUGGGAAUGUGGUUCCUGAAUUUCUCCUAAUUUUUUUAGGAUUUUUUUUUUUUCUAUCCGACCAAAAAACAAAAGGGGCUUUGUAGUUGGAACCCUCAUUUGUAGACAUUGUAAAAUAUUUCCAGACUUGUAGAUAUUAGUGUUAACUUAUGCUAUUUUGAGUAAUUUUUUUUACUUAUUUUUUACGUGAAAGGAUACUGAGGCAUUUAUUCCUAUAGACAGACACAGUUGUUGAUGUGCUAGAUGCAGUGUCAAAACUAAUGAUUAUGAAGGAAACUGUGUAUGGAAGAAAGAAACAGCUAAAAUAAGGUAAUUUACCAACAUCAUUUUAGUAAAGUGUUUCAGUAUUAUGGUUCAUGUAAUUUUUAAAAUUUGUUUGGUACAAUUUACUGUAUAAUAUGAUAAUUAAAAUUGUCUUUUACAUAAUUAAA
Messenger RNA from Penaeus chinensis, 4554 nucleotides. Its product is annotated as WD repeat-containing protein 82-like. Bases 187 to 561 code for a protein of 124 amino acids. The transcript has 5 exons. Gene Ontology annotation, cellular component: Set1C/COMPASS complex. The record is from RefSeq and is a predicted model, not a curated record. Gene Ontology annotation, molecular function: protein binding; chromatin binding. Lineage: Eukaryota; Metazoa; Arthropoda; Malacostraca; Decapoda; Penaeidae.